AUCAAACCCACGCAUCAAUUCGUAACAACACAUUUAUUUAGUAAGAAUAGUAUGCUGCAAAAGCCAUUUGUUAAAUAAAUGUGAAAUUGUCCACUAUUGUCUAUAGUGAUCUUAAUGACUACUGCUUUUGUAUGAUGAAUUCAUUACAAAGUUGGAAGAUGGGCCUAUAACAACAACAUGAAAAAGUUUUUACGGCUGGAUGGCGUGGCAUGAUUGAUUGGUACAUGCCACAACAACAAUGGACUCAAAUGAUCUUAUCUCCAAGAGACGGGAAGAAUACAGGAAGUGUUGGCGUAACUGGAAAGGUAAGGCUGGAAAACUAUCCUUUGACUGCAAUCCAAUGACAGCUAUUGGUGCUAUGGCGAUUGUAUUGGGUGCGUUUUUGUGGAAUGUUUUGGACCCAGAAAGUCAUUCUUCUUUGCAUGCUGUUACUCAGUGGAUAACAGACACAUGGACUUGGUUGUUUGUUAUGCAGCAAGUGAUUUGGACCAUCAUUGUUCUUGUUAUUUACGCGAAGUGGAGACAUGUCAAGCUUGGUAAGGAGGAUGAUAUUCCAAAAUACGGAAACUACACAUACUUUGCAAUGUCUUUCUGCACUGGCUUUAGUGCUGCAAAAUUUCCAAGCGCAGUGGAUGGGGUAAUAACACACUACAUGAAUAAUGGAACGACCAUGGUGCAUUUAGGAAGAGUGGGCCACGACGAAAGAGCGCAAAACGCAAUAAACAUGAAUUUAUUUUUAUGGGGAUUUCAUGGCUCAUCAAUCUUUUGUUUACCAUCGUUGCUCUUAUCCUUCUUGGCGUAUCGCAAGGGUCUUCCAGCAACAAUGAGAUCGUGUUUCUAUCCAUUAUUAGGAAAAUCUAUUCAAGGCAUAUUUGGAGAUUUAGUUGAUAUUAUUGCAAUAGUUGCAAUAAUCUUUGGUGCUACAGUGGGACUUAAUUACGGAUCGAGUGCGAUUGUUGGAGGGAUAAACAAUCAAUUUCCGGAUAUACAAUUGAAUAAAGAAAAUCAAAUUAUUGCCAUUUGGUCCAUGAUUGGGAUUGGAACUGUUUCUAUUUUGACUGGUAUUGGAUUGGGAAUAAAACGCUUGUCACAGCUUACUUUGUCUUUUGGCAUUUGCGUGCUUCUGACAAUAUUAUUUUGUGACGAAACAAUGUUCUUGCUCAAUGUCUUCGUCCAAUCAUUUGGUUACUACUUCCAGCAUGUCAUUGGUUUGUCUUUGCACACUGGAGCGUUUACUCAAAAAGAUAACUUUCCUGAACAAUCUGCAGACACACAAAACUGGAUGCAUAACAACACAAUUUUCUUUUGGGCGUGGUGGAUAGCCUUGGCACCACUAUCAAGUAUCUUCACAGCACGCAUCAGUAGAGGUAGAACUAUUGGAGAAGUCAUCAAUUUUACCUUCUUUGCUCCAACCUUGUUUAUUUUUGCAUGGUUUUCCAUCAUCGGAGGUGCUACUUUGAAUAUGCAACAUAACGCCUUAAAAGCAGGAAUAUCAUGCUCAAUGUAUAGAAAAGGUGAAAGAAUAUCGUCUAUGUGGAAUACAACAGACAUGGAACCGUACAAAAACGUUCAGAGACUUGACUGUAGAAUGGGUGCGGGUCGUCUCUAUGACCUCUUAAAUGGCUAUGAAAAUGUCUCAAAGUUCUUAUACUUCUGUGUCAUCGUCGCCAUAAUUCUUCAGUUUUCCACUCAAGUUGACAGUUCCUCGUACGUCACAGAUGGUAUCUCCUCAAAUGGAGGGGAAAACAAGUCAGCUGCACAGAAAGUGUUAUGGGCGAUCCUGUUGGGUACUUCGGCGACAGCUUUCACGUAUUUCGGAUCUGCUAACAUGAGUUCAAUUGUUAUUAUUGCGGCUUGCCCAUUUCUCUUGUUGUACAAUUGCUCUUGCUAUGCUUUGUGCAAAGUUCUCAGUAAAGAAGAAAAUUGGAAAAUACCCGAUUGUAAUUUUGAAACCGACUGGUGCAUGAGAUUUGGUCAUAUUAAAGACAUGGCUCGACUAAAAAAGGUUCUUUUAGCAAUAGUCGCUCCAUGGUAUUUUAUUGGUAAUAUAGCAUUGCAUUAUAGAAGGCGUGAAAGCUCACUAGGUAAAAUAUUCACCUAUUCCCAAUUUGCAGUGCCAUUUUACGUCUGGGUAAUUCUCCUGUUUUUGCGGAUAGGCUUUCAAAAUGUGGACAAAGUAGGGUGGGUAUUCUUCAUAGCUUUCGUUGCAUAUUCAGUGCAGCAUCGCAAGAACUUGAGAGAAAAAAGCGAUAUAUGUGGCAACUCAUUUGAGGAUUUCCUAGUGUUGCUGAUUUAUCCACUAGCAGUUGUUCAAAUGAAUGAAGAGAUUGUGGAAAAGAAAGUGCCGCCAAAUAGUCCCACAAUGUCAAAUCCUGCUUUUUGCAAAGAAGAUGUCGAGUAUUGCGGAGAUGUCUACGAACCAGGAGAAAUAGGGAACGUCAGUGAAGCGGUCAUGUUUUAGAUAAAUCUGCAUUAAGUAUAAUUUAUCGUUUUGAUUUUAAAUUAAACACACUUUUUGUCCAGUAGCUGUUUUAUCAACUUUGUCUCCAGGACGUUUUUCUCUUUCGGGCAAUCUCAGACGGCGCGAUUGUGAGAAAGAGAAAAAGAGCUUUGGGAGCGAGGUUGGCUGUCAUAUGUAUAUAUCAUUUUAUGCUAAUAUUAUUUGAACUUUCUAAACAUUUAUUUAUCUUUUGAUAGACGUGUGUGAUUCGCUUAUUAAUCCGCUGUGAAAGCAAACACGCGUUUUAAUCCUUCUUUAAGCUUUGAUAAAUGCAGUCAAUUUUGUUAACGCUAUUGAGAUACGACCACUGUACAUAUUCUCAUUUGUUUACAUCAUGUGAUUUCUAUAGAUUCGCGUGACUUUAUACCGUCACUUUUGUUGUGCCGUUGUAGUUGUAAUUUUAUGGAGAUAAAAGAUUAAGUGAAGAGAGCAUUUUUAUUCCCAGGG
This is a messenger RNA of Hydractinia symbiolongicarpus, 2947 nucleotides long. RefSeq names its product glycine betaine transporter OpuD-like. Gene Ontology annotation, molecular function: transmembrane transporter activity. The coding region runs from base 239 to 2461 and encodes 740 amino acids. The transcript has 8 exons. Gene Ontology annotation, biological process: nitrogen compound transport. The record is from RefSeq and is a predicted model, not a curated record. Lineage: Eukaryota; Metazoa; Cnidaria; Hydrozoa; Anthoathecata; Hydractiniidae. Gene Ontology annotation, cellular component: plasma membrane.